This is a messenger RNA of Apodemus sylvaticus (European woodmouse), 5137 nucleotides long. It is a transcript of the gene Spock2, whose product is annotated as SPARC (osteonectin), cwcv and kazal like domains proteoglycan 2. The record is from RefSeq and is a predicted model, not a curated record. Bases 270 to 1541 code for a protein of 423 amino acids. Gene Ontology annotation, molecular function: protein binding; calcium ion binding. The transcript is spliced from 11 exons. NCBI's taxonomy places the organism in Eukaryota, Metazoa, Chordata, Mammalia, Rodentia, Muridae.
AUGCUACAGUUACAGACACAGCCCCCGCUGGCGCAGCCUCUCUGAUUCUCUCUCUCUCUCCGCGUCCAGCGCUGGGCUUUUUCAGACAAGUGCAUCUGCUAACCAGGUCACAUUUCAGCCACGACCCACCCUCCGUCAGUCACUGGAAUCAGACAGCAGGAGGAGGGCUGAGGAGGACCGCAGUGCUUCGCCAACCGCGCGGUGGAGGGAAGGACAUCAAAUCCUGCUGAAGUCCAGAUCCCCCUCCCCAGGUCCAAGGCCAGACCACGAUGCGCGCUCCGGGCACCGGGCGGCUGGCUCUGCCGCUGCUGCUCCUCGCCGUGGCCGCCUUGGCUGAAGGCGACGCCAAGGGGCUCAAGGAGGGCGAGACCCCCGGCAAUUUCAUGGAGGACGAGCAAUGGCUGUCGUCCAUCUCUCAGUACAGCGGCAAGAUUAAGCACUGGAACCGCUUCCGAGACGAGGUAGAAGAUGACUAUAUCAAGAGCUGGGAAGACAAUCAGCAAGGAGAUGAAGCCCUGGAUACCACCAAGGACCCCUGCCAGAAGGUGAAGUGCAGUCGCCACAAGGUGUGUGUCGCUCAAGGCUACCAGCGCGCCAUGUGCAUCAGCCGCAAGAAGCUGGAACACAGGAUCAAGCAGCCUUCUCUGAAAUUCCAUGGAAGCAAAGACUCCAUCUGCAAGCCCUGUCACAUGGCCCAGCUAGCUUCAGUCUGUGGCUCCGAUGGCCACACCUACAGUUCUGUGUGUAAGCUGGAGCAGCAGGCGUGCCUGAGCAGCAAGCAGCUGGCGGUGAGAUGUGAGGGCCCCUGUCCCUGUCCCACGGAGCAGUCUACUGCGCCUUCCACCGACGGCAAGUCAGAGACCUGCACUGGGCAGGACCUGGCCGACCUGGGGGAUAGGCUUCGUGACUGGUUCCAGCUCCUUCGUGAGAACUCCAAGCAGAACGGCUCAGCCGGCAGUGCAGCUAGCCCUGCAGGGUUGGACAAGAGCUUGGGGGCCAGUUGCAAGGACUCCAUCGGUUGGAUGUUCUCUAAGCUGGACACCAGCGGAGAUCUCUUCCUGGACCAGACAGAACUGGCUGCCAUCAACCUGGACAAGUACGAGGUCUGCAUCCGCCCCUUCUUCAACUCCUGCGAUACCUACAAAGAUGGCCGAGUCUCUGCUGCUGAGUGGUGUUUCUGUUUCUGGAGGGAGAAGCCCCCCUGCCUGGCAGAGCUGGAGCGCAUACAGAUCCAGGAGGCAGCCAAGAAGAAACCAGGUGUCUUCAUCCCAAGCUGUGAUGAAGAUGGCUACUAUCGGAAGAUGCAGUGUGACCAGAGCAGAGGUGACUGCUGGUGUGUGGACCAGCUGGGCCUGGAGCUGACCGGCACACGCAUGCACGGGAACCCUGACUGUGAUGACAUCGUGGGUUUCUCCGGGGACUUUGGAAGUGGUGUCGGCUGGGAGGAUGAAGAGGAGAAGGAGACAGAAGAGGCGGGCGAGGAGGCCGAGGAGGAGGAGGGUGAGGCGGGCGAGGCAGAUGACGGAGGCUACAUCUGGUAGAUGGCCCUCGACGGCCUCGGCAGGCCAGGGUGCCGACGGCCAGAAAGACAGGCCAGAAGAGACCUGGACAAUGGCAGGCGACUUAGCAAAUGGAUCCGGAAGUCAGUACGAAGGACCCUGGCUCCAGUGGGGAGGACUGGAGAGUGUAGCGUGUGUGUGUGUGUGUGUGUGUGUGUGUGUGUGUGUGUGUUGUGAGUCACCCAAAGGCCCAUAUGUUAUUGAUUUUCAAAUGCACACUUUCACACAUACGGACGCACUAACAGACCAAAAUCAAUGAGAUGAGAUGUCCCUGAUAACCUGUCCCUCAGCCCGACACAUGGAAUCCCUGCCUUGCUCAGUCAACCCUUUCCCCUUCCUGCCUUUCUGCCUUCCUCUUCUGAGGCCAGAGGGGGUGGGGGACAGGAAGCUGAAAACUGAGCAUCCUCCCCAAAUCGGGCCGAUUCCAUAUGAAAGCCACCAUGGUCUUGUGGUGAUGACCUGUACACACAGCCAGGCUUACCCUUCCGCUGACAUCUGAAGAGCUAGUCACAGGUGUGUCCAGCCACGGCCCUGGGCCUCAGAUGGUUAAGGAUAGCAGUAUAAGUAUGUGGCCCAACACAAAGAGGUAAACUUAAUUAAAAUUAGGGCUCUUUGUUGCUGUUUUUUUUGUUUGUUUGUUUGCUGAUAACUGGGUUGAGGAGUUAAUACUCUGUUGCAAUGUCAAAAGGCUGGACACAUCUGGUAGAUUAUCUCCUAACCUAGUCCUGAGUAACCAGAGAUAGCCCAGCAGAAUGGGCAGAAACCGUGAGGCGGAGGAGGGUCGGGCCCUUGAUGCCAGGCCUCAGAUUAACCCAGUCGGUCGGCACCUGUUGCCUCACGGGGCUCUAGGCUGAUUUCUGUCACCACACAGUUGAGCGUUGGUGCAGCCUGCUGAGGGCUUGCUGCUGUUACCUCUGCUCCCUGGCGAGGGUCCCUCUUAUGCUAAGGAGCAGAGGACCAGAAAACAGCACAUGUCUGCCCACCUCCUCCCUGACCGUCUCGGAAAUGAUCCCCUCUUGCCCAGACCAGUAGAAAGCUCCGUCCCUGAGGUCCUGUGAGGAAACAAAGGUCAGCUGUGACUUCCUGUGCCCAGAGAUAGUCCUGGAGGAGAGGCCCCAAAGCCUUAGUCCUCUGGACCAUGACUUGCCUCUGUCUCAAGGGUCCCCAAAAUGGCCCUAGCAGAACUGCACCCCAGACUCAAUUCAAAGCCCUUCAGCAUAUAUGAAUAAAUAACCGCGUAUCAGAGGGGACCACCCCGGGCAGCUGGGCCCUGAAGCCAUCAGCUCGCUUUCAGAACUCCAGGCCGGGUGGGAGGGGCUUUUACCCGGAUGCCCUACGGGGUCUCAUGUGUUUAUUUCUCUCCAUUUCCCCUUCCCCAUCUCAAAGGAAAUUCCUUAAAAUAGCUGAUGAAGAAUUUUUACCUGGACCUGGGCCUCUGUGUGUGUGUGUGUGUGUGUGUGUGUGAGAGAGAGAGAGAGAGAGAGAGAGAGAGAGAGAGAGAGAGAGAAAGGAAAGAACACCCGAGGGCCACCCUGACGGCUAGGGAGAGCGAGGACAGCCCCCUGUGUGGCGGAAGGCUGGGAAGCUACUACUGAGGACCUUGUACUGAGACUUCCAGGACAAAGCCCCAGCCUGGCUCCCUCGGCCUCUCAGGGGCCCUGGCUGGCUGGUUACAUCCACUGAGUAUCGGUUGGACUUUAGGGAAGAGCCUCCUUCCCGUUCCUUUCUGACACCCUGGAAUGGCCACCUUCCUUGUCACCUCCUGGCGGAGAUACGGAAAUGCCACUAAGCCCCUUAAAGUGCUUCUCAUUCCACGGCACAGCUCUGACUCUCCGGUGACUGUCACCUGACCCCAUCCUCCUCCUCCUCCUCCCUCCCUCCCUUCCGCAGGCCUCUACAACCAUCCUCUGGUCCCUGGCUCAGUCACAUCAGCCCUCUGCAUUCUAGAAGCAGCCAUCCCUCCCCCUCCUCCCCCUCGUCCUCCCCUUCCCCUCCUCCCCCUCCUCCUCCAGCUGGAGUUACUUGAAACUUCCUGCUCUCGCUAGGAUGGAGUCUUAUUCUUCCUCUGCCCUAGCUGGAUUUCCAGAACAUCCCUUGGUAGCUGUGAAGGAUUUUAGGCUUUCUGGGGUGGGGUAGGGGGUGGUGUAGAGGAAGGAGCAACCCUUCUUUCACCCCGCCCCGCUGGGGGGUUCUGUGCUCUGUGUGUCCCUGGAUCUUCUGGGUUUUGUAUCUGAUGCGGUAAAUAUGUUUUAGGAAGAAAGCAGGUGGUGUGGAACUGUGGCAGGCCUCAGGGGUCCAGAAGUUUGUCCCUCUCUAAAAACGUUCCCCUUUCAUCCCACUGAGACCGUGACCCACAAAGAUAGGCAGAACAGAUGUUCCUGGUGGGGCUGAUGGGGCCCAAGUAGCUUCUGGUUAAGCAAGUUUCGGGUUUCCUCAGGAGCGAGGUCACAGGUCAGAUUAUUGUCAGUCCUGCAUCCCCAUCCUUGAAUAAGCUGCCUGCCUGCCCAGUUCCUCCGUGCUCCCCAGUUCCUCCGUGCUCCCCAGUUCCUCCAUGCCCCUGCCUGCUCCCGUUCCCUUGCUGUGGGCAGGAGAGGUGGGGCUGUGUUGGCAAGAGUUCAACCAAACUACGGCAGCACCACAUCUUGCUGAGCCCUGGAGCUGCCCUACUUAGAGCCUCCUGGGAGGUAUGGUAUAUGUUGGGGCGCUGGGGCCGUUUGAGAUUGGAAGGAGUAAAUGUGCCUUGGGAGGCCACUCGGAGGUCCGGAGUAACGGGGGCGGGGCUUAGCCUUGGAGCCCGGUCCCGGAGUAACGGGGGCGGGGCUUAGCCUUGGAGCCCUGGCGGGAAGCAAAGUUGGUGAGACAUCUUGAGUUCUUCCCAGUGUGCCACAGGAGUCGUGACCACGCGUGAUGGGUGGGCACAGGUCCGUCCUCCCCUGCUUUAGAUUGGGACCCAUUUGGCCUUUCUUGUGUUUUAUCUGCUUUCGGCUUCACCCCAAGUGGGCACGUAGCUGGGGUCCCCAAAGCCUGAGCCCAAAGCCCUCGUGGAGAACCAUCUUUGACAUCUGGGUCAUCACGAGCCCUCCUGCCUGCUGUUGUCCCAGGGAAGGACCUCGGGGUGCAAAAGGAGAGCUAAGACACCCGUACCAAGUCAGGCAGCGCAACCCGCCUCUCAGCCCGUGCCCCACUUAAACUGUCCGAUGUGUAAUCCCUGAGCUUAGAGUUAAACAUUGUGGUCAAGUGCUUGGGUUCCGUCUGUAGAUUUAAGUGCUGACGUUGUAUCUCUCAGUAAUUUUAGAUGUCUCUUAAAAAACAGAACAAGUGUUAGACCCGUGCGUGCGUGCGUGCGUUGGUGGGCACUCAAGCAUCCUGUGGGUGACCCCAUUCUCUACCCUUCCUCUGCGCCACGCCCCCCUCCUGCCCCACCCAUCCCCAUCCGCCUCCACCCGGGGCCCCUCACCUUGCUGUGGUCUUUAUCUGCCUAUUAUUCAGCCUAAGGAAACAAGUUCACUCUACACACGCAUAAAGGAAAGCAAAUGUUAUUUUUAAGAAAAUGGAAAAUAAAAACUUUAUAAACACCA